This is a messenger RNA of Pisolithus orientalis, 1407 nucleotides long. RefSeq lists its product as uncharacterized. The record is from RefSeq and is a predicted model, not a curated record. Gene Ontology annotation, biological process: (1->6)-beta-D-glucan biosynthetic process; cell wall biogenesis. The transcript has 7 exons. The coding region runs from base 123 to 965 and encodes 280 amino acids. NCBI's taxonomy places the organism in Eukaryota, Fungi, Basidiomycota, Agaricomycetes, Boletales, Pisolithaceae.
UGUUGUGUUUCUGUUGGAUAUCAGCCUCCUACACUAUUUUUCCGCUACUUUUCUUGUCUAUUAUACUUCCAAGGUUCGGAUGACGAAAGUGAACCACUUCCAUAUAUGGUAAAGAACUUGCGAUGACCUCGUUGCUCGCUUCGUCACUUUUCCAUAAAUCCAACGUCAGUCCUUUCAAAUUCUCCACCUCGUUCGUUUUAGUUUCUUCCCUCGUUCGACGACAAGACUUAGACGUUAUUACAAUGCUCGUACCCAUCGCUCUCCUCAUUUCUUCGCUUUUCGCUACCGUACAAGCCUCCAUCUAUGUCACGAACCCCGUCCAAUCUACCGUGUGUACGGGCGGUCAGUCAUGUGAAGUGGACUGGGUCGACAAUGGCGAAUCCCCGCUCUUGAGUGACAUUGGCGAAUGUACCGUCGGUCUGUACAGUGGCGAAAUGGCAUUUGUUCAAUCCCUCCCCUCUGUCGAUGUUUCCUCCACCUCGACGUUGUCGUUUACUCCUAACCCUUCUGCUGGCCCCAACGGUCAAUACUACAUCGUCUUUACUAGCAGCGCCAUUAGCUACCAAGGAUUCUCCGCUUCAUUCACUCUGAGUGGCAUGACGGGUACUACCGUAGGUGGUGGUACAUCGUCCACCCCACCUGCUAGCAACGCGACAACUACCUCAAGCGCCUCUGGAGCGUCCUCCGCGUCUUCCACCGGAACUGCGACUGGUACUGCUACCGGUACUACAACUGCCACCACACCAGCUACGACCGUUUCCACCACUGUCACCACCGCUACGCCAGUCGUCACCACUUCUGGUACAAACACACUCACCGUUACCCCGACAACGACCUUCACCACUGCGACUACUAGCACUAGCACUCCUUCUCCUACCACUACUAACGCCGCUAUUCGUGCUGGUUCUUCUGGUUCUCUCGCCGCCGCACUGUUCCUUGCUUGUGCUGGCGCCCUGGUUUUCUGAAGGAAUAAAUAAAAUGAGCGUGGGUACUCGGUAGACUUCUUUUUUUUUUUUCAUUUCGCGACAUCAUUUUUUCCACAUCAGAACUCACUGGACCUGCCUUUCGCCACGAUACCAUGUUAUGGUUACCAUUGCUGUUGUUGUACUUGCUAUUCUUAACGUUGACGACUUAAUUACGGUUUCUACGCAAUUGAUGCAGUGACUUUUUAUUUCCGCAGUGAUAUAUACGGAGAGCGGAGGUUGAGAAAUGGCAUUUUGUGUGACUAGUGCGCGGAUUGCUUUUGGUGAACGCCCGCGAUGGGUACGGAAAAUGAUUUUUUUGAGGUCUUGACUUGCCCGUAGAGUCGGUGAAUUUAUUUAGGGGGGUAGUGAUUGUUAUUUGUAGCACCUUCCUAAAAUGGGCCCAAACUACGUCGACUCGGGUCCUAUGCGUGUCUUCCAAGAG